ACUGCCUUUCUAACAAUUCAACAAUGGCCCUUGAAUAUUCUUCAUCCUACUCCUUGCUCCCCCAACUCAUCAUCACUCCUUGCUUCUUCAUAUUUCUCAUUUUCCUUCUGUACUCAAUAUCAUUAUUCCAUGUCACUUUUACAUCUGCCUCUACACCUACCACUUCUCUUUUGAAAGUUGAACAAGAUCAAGAAGCACUCACUCUUCUAACAUGGAAGGCCAGUCUUGAUAAUCAAACCCAAUCUUUCCUCUCUUCUUGGUUUGGACGCAAUUCUUGCCAUCAUUGGUUUGGAGUGACUUGUCACAAGUCAGGAAGUGUCUCCAAUUUAGACCUUGACAGUUGCGGUUUGAGAGGUACACUCCACAAUCUCAAUUUCUCUUCACUCCCCAACCUUCUCACUCUUAAUCUUUAUAACAACUCCCUUUAUGGAACCAUUUCAAUCAACAUUGGUAAUCUUUCCAAACUGAUUACAAGUCUUGACUUUGGUUUCAAUCAUUUCUCUGGUGCAAUAUCUCCUCAACUUGGAUUUCUAACAUCUCUUAGCUUUCUAGCAUUGGCUUCCAAUAAUUUCAGAGGCCCAAUCCCUUCUUCCAUAGGUAACUUGAGGAACUUAACCACUUUAUACCUUCAUACAAACAAACUAUCUGGUUCUAUUCCUCAAGAAAUUGGAUUGUUAAGAUCUCUUAAUAAUCUUGCACUGUCAACUAACAAUCUCAUUGGUCCAAUCCCUCCAUCCAUAGGAAACUUGUCCAGCUUAACCUUUUUGUUCCUUAAUGACAACGAGCUUAGUGGUGCCAUUCCUCUUGAAAUGAAUAAUAUCACUCAUUUGAAAUCUUUACAGUUAUCUGAGAACAACUUCAUUGGCCAACUACCACAAGAGAUAUGCCUUGGUAGUGUUCUUGAAAACUUUACGGCUACUGGAAACCAUUUCACUGGUCCCAUACCAAAAAGCUUGAAAAAUUGCACUAGCUUAUUCAGAGUUAGGCUUGAAAGAAACCAACUGACAGGGGACAUAGCCGAAAGUUUUGGUGUGUACCCAACCCUAAAUUAUAUUGAUCUAAGCAGCAACAAUUUUUAUGGUGAGCUUUCUGAGAAAUGGGGGCAGUGCCACAUGCUCACAAGCCUGAACAUCUCCAACAACAAUAUUUCUGGUGCUAUUCCGCCUCAACUUGGGAAAGCAAUUCAACUGCAACAACUUGAUCUCUCCGCCAAUCAUCUAAGUGGGAAGAUCCCAAAAGAGUUGGGUAUAUUGCCAUUAUUGUUCAAAUUGUUGUUAGGAGACAACAAUCUUUCAAGCAGUAUUCCUUUGGAAUUGGGAAACUUAUCCAAUCUUGAAAUUCUUAACUUGGCAUCAAACAACUUAAGCGGUCCAAUUCCCAAACAGCUGGGAAACUUCUUGAAAUUACAGUUCUUCAACUUGAUAAAAUAAAAUAUGUAAUUGUAGGUGUAAAUUUUAAUUAAAAAAAUAAGAGCAUUUUGAUAAAAUAAAAUAAAAUAAGUGUGGAAUUGAACUCAUGUAUAUAAUCCUUUUUAGUUCCAUUAAUCGUAGACGAAGUAGGUGGUUAGAUGUCAACAUCAACUAAUGGAAAUGUUGGAUGUAUCACAUUUAAGUCUAUAAAUAAGUGUUUCAUCUUCAUUUCUACCAAUUCAAUAAUGGGCCUUGAAUAUUCUUCAUCUUUCUCCUUACUCCGCCAACUCAUCAUCACUCCUUGCUUCUUCAUAUUCAUCCUUUUAUUUCUAUACUCAAUAUCAUUAUUCCAUGUCACUUUUACUUCUGCCUCUACCCCUACCACUUCUCUUUUGAAAGUUGAACAAGAUCAAGAAGCACUCACUCUUCUAACAUGGAAGGCCAGUCUUGAUAAUCAAACCCAAUCUUUCCUCUCUUCUUGGUCUGGACGCAAUUCUUGCCAUCAUUGGUUUGGAGUGACUUGUCACAAGUCAGGAAGUGUCUCCGAUUUAGACCUUCACAGUUGCUGUUUGAGAGGUACACUCCACAAUCUCAAUUUCUCUUCACUCCCUAACCUUCUCACUCUUGAGUUGUCAUCUAACAAUCUCAUUGGUCCAAUCCCUCCUUCCAUAGGAAACUUGAGAAACUUAACCACUUUGCAUAUUUUUAAGAACGAGCUUUCUAGUUCCAUCCCUCAAAAAAUUGGAUUGUUAAGAUCUCUUAAUGAUCUUCAAUUAUCACAUAACAAUCUCACUGGUCCAAUCCCUCCUUCCAUAGGUAACUUGAGGAACUUAACCACUUUAUAUCUUUUUGAGAACGAGCUUUCUGGUUCAAUACCUCAAGAAAUUGGAUUGUUGAGAUUGCUUUAUGAUCUUGACUUGUCAUUCAACAAUCUUAACGGUUCAAUACCAGCUUCCAUAGGAAACUUGUCUAGCUUAACCUUUUUGUUCCUUAAUCACAACGAGCUUAGUGGUGCCAUUCCUCUUGAAAUGAAUAAUAUCACUCAUUUGAAAUCUUUACAGUUAUCUGAGAACAACUUCAUUGGCCAACUACCACAAGAGAUAUGCCUUGGUAGUGUUCUUGAAAACUUUACGGCUAUGGGAAACCAUUUCACUGGUCCUAUUCCAAAAAGCUUGAAAAAUUGCACUAGUUUAUUCAGAGUUAGGCUUGAAAGAAACCAACUGACGGGAGACAUAGCCGAAAGUUUUGGUGUGUACCCGACCCUAAAUUAUAUUGAUCUAAGCAGCAACAAUUUUUAUGGUGAGCUUUCUGAGAAAUGGGGGCAGUGCCACAUGCUCACAAGCCUGAACAUCUCCAACAACAAUAUUUCUGGUGCUAUACCGCCUCAACUUGGGAAAGCAAUUCAACUGCAACAACUUGAUCUCUCCGCCAAUCAUCUAAGUGGGAAGAUCCCAAAAGAGUUGGGAAUGUUGCCAUUAUUGUUCAAAUUGUUGUUAGGAGACAACAAUCUUUCAAGCAGUAUUCCUUUGGAAUUGGGAAACUUAUCCAAUCUUGAAAUUCUUAACUUGGCAUCAAACAACUUAAGCGGUCCAAUUCCCAAACAGCUGGGAAACUUCUUGAAAUUACAGUUCUUCAACUUGAGCGAGAAUAGAUUUGUGGAUAGCAUUCCUGACGAAAUUGGAAAGAUGCAAAAUCUUGAAAGUCUCGAUCUUAGUCAAAAUAUGUUGACAGGAGAGGUUCCACCGCUGCUUGGAGAAUUAAAGAACCUGGAAACGUUGAAUCUCUCCCAUAACGGGCUCUCUGGCACCAUCCCACACACUUUUGAUGAUCUGAUAAGCCUGACAGUUGUUGAUAUAUCCUACAAUCAGUUGGAAGGUCCUCUCCCCAACAUCAAAGCUUUCACUCCAUUUGAGGCAUUCAAAAAUAAUAAAGGUCUGUGUGGAAAUAAUGUCACUCAUCUCAAGCCAUGCAGUGCUAGUCGAAAGAGGCCCAACAAGUUUUAUGUUUUGAUCAUGGUGCUCCUCAUUGUGAGCACUCUAUUGCUCU
Messenger RNA from Vitis vinifera (wine grape), 3455 nucleotides. RefSeq names its product MDIS1-interacting receptor like kinase 2-like. The record is from RefSeq and is a predicted model, not a curated record. NCBI's taxonomy places the organism in Eukaryota, Viridiplantae, Streptophyta, Magnoliopsida, Vitales, Vitaceae. Gene Ontology annotation, molecular function: protein binding. The transcript has a single exon. Bases 24 to 1430 code for a protein of 468 amino acids.